ACAUCCUGCUCAACCCCAACCAACCAACUCCGUUCAUUUCCUCAGAUAUGCUAAACGAACGUGCGGCUGUGUAAAGAAGCCCCACUUUAUCCAUGAACCGUGGGGCAACCAUCCAGCUACCCCUCGUCGCUUCCCUACCCGUCACGAAUCAUUGGCGAUGCUUCUAUGUUGACCUUUGGGGAACCUGCGACCCCCAGCACGCGAUUGGCACAGGAUAUAAGCCUAUGCAGAGAUUGCUGGCUUAAGGGUUCAUAAAGAUGAAUUUUCCCCGCCAGACGUGUCUGGGUGGAGGUCAUCCGUCAUGGCUUCUUCUCUGGAUCUGAUCAACCAGGCUCCCAUCGGAACCAAGUUAUGGGUUCUACACCUGGGCACAUUAGAAUGUGACGACGGGUGGUUCAUCCGCGCAGCAAACGCGUCAUCAUCAUCCAUUCCAAACCCGACCAACAAGCGCCGCAAACUUGUCAUGCUCGGGAUCCUAAUCCAGCACCCAACCGAAGGCCUCAUUCUCUACGAGACUGGCGCGGGGGAAAACUACCCUGAAGACGUCGGCCCUCCAAUCCAGGAUAUCUUCACGCGCAUCGAUCACGACGCGUCCAAGAAUCUCGACGCGCAAAUCACCCUCACCGGCCACAACAUUGAUGAUGUGAAGAUGGUUGUAAUAGGCCACCUCCACCUCGACCACUCCGGUGGCUUGGAACAUUUCAAAGGGAAAGAUGUACCCAUCUACGUCCACGAACUGGAACUCAAACACGCCUUCUACAGCGUCGCCACUAAAUCCGAUCUAGGGGUCUACCUUCCCCACUACCUCACUUUCGACAUAAACUGGGUCUCUUUCCACGGUGCGUACUUUGAAAUCGCAUCAGGAAUUAAUUUACAUCAUGCGCCUGGACACACGCCCGGAUUGACCAUCAUGCAGGUGAAUUUGAAGGAGAGUGGGACGUGGAUUUUUACGAGCGAUCAGUACCAUGUCAGGGAGAACUUUGCGGACGGGGUGCCGCAGGGGUGGUUGGCGAGAGAUCAUGAUGCGUGGGUUAGGAGCCAUCAGAUGAUUAAAGGGUUGCAGAAGAGGACACAUGCGAAGGUUGUGCUGGGGCAUUGUUGGGAUACGAUUAGGGAGUUGAGGGUUGAGUUUGCGCCUAGAGCUUACGAGUGAGUAGUGGGCAAGAGAGGCCACGGUGUGUUUGUGUUGGCUUGGGGAACACCACGGAUUUAAGGGUACGGAUCUGGCAUGAAUAUAGGAUGUUGAACCGCGAUGUCGAUCGAUGUAAAAAUGAGGAUGGCGCGUACAUAGUGUUAUGAAACUGGUACGACGCCGUUGCGUCACAGGCUUGUGUAAAGAAGUCAUGUAACGAGAAGGUAUGGCUGAGGUUGCGUUGAAUUACAAUAGACAGCACAAUUUCUUAUAUUAACGAGUGGAAUAUAGACC
Alternaria rosae is the source of this 1426-nucleotide messenger RNA. Its product is annotated as beta-lactamase-like protein. The coding region runs from base 302 to 1153 and encodes 283 amino acids. The record is from RefSeq and is a predicted model, not a curated record. The transcript has 3 exons. NCBI's taxonomy places the organism in Eukaryota, Fungi, Ascomycota, Dothideomycetes, Pleosporales, Pleosporaceae.